AUGGGGACACCAGAAGAUUUGCAACGGGUGAUGAUUGCGAAUAUCUUGGAACAAGGCAGAUAUGUUCCUGCACCUAGUAAAGAGCGCUACACAACCCCUGAUCCAUAUCGCUGGUAUAAGGAGGGAGGCGCCUGCGGGAAAAUGGACCAAUGCCAAAAAUCAACAUUUUUCAAACAAAUCCACCAUCCACUUGUCGUUGUAUCUCUUGACGGAUUUUCGAAAACCUAUGAAGACCGGAAAAUCAUCAAGAACCUCGAAUACUUCAAGGAAUGUGGGUCGUCAGCCGAGUACGUAAUUCCAUCAUACCCAACGAAGACCUUCCCAAAUCACUAUACUAUUGCAACUGGGGUGUACCCAGGUGUACACGGUUUGGUCGACAAUCAGGUCUAUGAUCCGGCGAUUCACUCCGAGAUCCUGGACGCUAAAUUUGCAAAAAUCCCUCAAAUUCAUGGAGCCGAUCCGAUCUGGGCACUAUAUAAAAGAACCACGGGUCGAAAAACAGCCUGCAUGAUGUGGGUGGGGUGUGGAGUGGAGCAUGAUCUGAAACCAGACAUUAACGUCCCGUUCAGCUUCAACAAAACUGACGCGGAGAAGUUUGACGAGGUGGUGAACUGGCUAGCAUUGCCAGAGGAUCAACGUCCGGGUCUAAUUAUGGUAUAUCUGGCUGAGCCGGAUGACACCGGUCAUUGGAGCCAUGUGGACAAUCCCUUGCAAAACCGAUCUCUCGUUGAAAUCGAUAAUCUGCUCGGCCAUUUUUUUAAUAAACUUCACGACCGUGGCCUUUUGGAUUGCCUAAAUUUGAUUGUAAUGUCAGAUCAUGGAAUGGCUGACCUCUAUAACCACAUUAAUAUUCGCACGAAGAUACCUGAUCUAAAGGUGAAAAUUAUCAGUGGCCCAUCGGCAAGACUUCAUCUGGAAUCGAGCUCUACAUCCCAAUCCGAUAUUCGUGAGCUCUUCCCAUGCGAUGAUGGGACAAAUUAUUUACUUUUUAACAAAACUACCAUGCCGCCAAGGUACCACUAUGCUCACCAUCCACGAUCUGGUGAUAUUUUAAUAGAGGCACCUAUUGGGACGGAAUUCAGAACUGACAAUAAAACAGAACGGUUUGGCGAUCACGGCUAUGAUUAUCUCGAACCCUCGAUGCGGACUGUUUUUUUCGCUAGAGGGCCAGAGUUUGAGAAGGGAAAAGUGGUCAAACCCUUCCAGAACGUCGAGUAUUUCAACCUGUUUUCUGUAGAAUUGUUGGGUAUUCCACAACAAUUGGUCAGCCCGAACAAUGGGACUCGCGGUAAAUUGGCUGAUGCUGUGCUCAAGAAAUCGGGGGAUCAGGAUUCGUUUUAUGGGAGCAGCUAUCAGAUUCCUGAAUGCCCUAAACGCCCAUUCCAACCGCCAACAGCCACAAAUUGCGGUGAUUGCCCGAAACCAUCACUCCAGUGCCCACAGCCAUCCCGGAAUAUGGCUUCAUCAAAAGUGGCUAGCCCAAAUUUUUGUGCGAAAGAGGCGUGCAAUAUGACGGUUUUGGAACGACGCAAUGGCACGAAGCUGAUUAGCAUCGCCACCAUUGAAAUGGGUUUCGGAUCAAAAGCCAGUGCCGCUUGCCCUUAUGUUAGAGAAGAUCUUGGCGAAACCUGCCCCACCCACGAUGGUUUCUCCAUUUCUCUGGCGAAUUCAAACUAUCUGGCUACUGCCGUCGAGAGAGGACAUGGAUUCAAUGCCACCGAACCACUAUUGGUAAUUUCUGGGGCAGACUGGGGCAAUGGAAGCCAUCCAGCAUAUUUCUACCGUAUUCUCCUCUCUUGUGGCCCUGCUGACAAUUGGAAUAUGGCCACCAGAGAGUGUGUAAAACCGGAGAACUCAAGGGUGCUGAGUUUCCUGUUCCCCAAUAUGGAAGAGGAUUGGAAUUGCAUUGCACCACGGAAGCGACUACUGAAAUAUACAGCCCGCGUAAAAGAUAUAGAAUCCCUCACGGGACUCCGAUUCUUCCAAAAUUCCCUUCCCUACCUUCAAAUGAUCCAACGAACAACAUUUGUCCCAAUGGAACUGUGG
Molecule: messenger RNA, 2046 nt
Organism: Mesorhabditis spiculigera
Lineage: Eukaryota; Metazoa; Nematoda; Chromadorea; Rhabditida; Rhabditidae
Source: the annotation of a GenBank genome assembly